Messenger RNA from Exophiala bonariae, 1563 nucleotides. RefSeq lists its product as uncharacterized. Bases 1 to 1563 code for a protein of 520 amino acids. Gene Ontology annotation, molecular function: serine hydrolase activity. NCBI's taxonomy places the organism in Eukaryota, Fungi, Ascomycota, Eurotiomycetes, Chaetothyriales, Herpotrichiellaceae. The record is from RefSeq and is a predicted model, not a curated record. The transcript is spliced from 2 exons.
AUGAACCCUGAGAUCUAUGGUGUAAGAGACUCCCGAUUCGGUGGGAAGGUCCAUCAUUAUCGAGGGAUCUCGUAUGCUACAAUCUCAGAUCGAUUUGCAAAGCCAACUCUUGACACGAAUUGGCAGAAACAAGGGCUGACCUUCAGGCAGUACGGUCCACGAUGCCCGCAACCAGCCUUCCCAAUGGAAGGCAGUAUGUGUUUACCCACGUCGAACCAGCAAGCCGCAAUGAUAGAAGAAGACGAGUUCACGUGUUGCAACCUCAAUAUAACCACCCCUGUAACGGACUCCAAAUCGCGAUGGCCAUUAUACCUAUGGAUUCACGGUGGGGGUCAGUCGGUAUCAUUCCCAUCUGCCCAGCAUCGGCUUGGUGAUACUGGCCCUCUGGUCGCUCAGUCAAUCGAGAUGAGGAAGCCGAUUAUCCUUGUCACAAUCAAUUACAGGCUCAACAUAUUUGGUUUUGCUGACCCGGAAGGUGUCAACAUAAACUUGGAUUUGCAGGAUCAGGCAACUGCAGUGAAUUGGGUGCAAAAAUAUAUCAGUCUAUUUGGUGGAGAUCCGGAAAAUAUCACAAUUGGUGGUCAAUCAGCAGGUGCUAUCUAUACCCAUGGUCUCCUCGCUAUGGGCAUCGGCCCCAAACGAGUGAUUAUGGCAUCUGGUUCGUUAUAUCUCACAGCUCCGCAGACUCGAGAUCGCGGUCUCAAACUGUUACGUUAUAUCGAGCAUCGCUUAAGCUCGGGUGAAUCGAAAGGCACCAUGUCAAACAUCUCUGCCAAAGAGGGUGACUUACUCCGCAAAGCGCCCGUCCACGCCAUUGUGAAAAUAUUCGAAGAAGCUAAAUUCUACAGUUGGUGGAUGUUUGAUGCUCCACUCGGCGACUGGAAAAACGACCUACGAGUAUUUGGCAACGUGGAGGCUGUACUACUCAGUGAUUGUAGAGAUGAGGGAAUCCCUUACGAGCAUCGACUGCGCCAAAGCACGAAAGCAGAAAUUUUGAACGCGUUCAAGGGCCUUUCAGGGUCAGAUUACACGACCCUCAUGAGCGCCUACGGUCUGGAUGCGACGCAGGCCGGCCAUGCCCAGUGCGUUACAAUGGCUACUGACUUCGUCAACGAUGCUCGCUACGCCCUGUGGACACAGGAAAUUUGGGGCCAGCUCCAGCCAGUCAAAAAGAAAGUGUACCUAUGCCACUAUGAUGAGGUAAACCCCUUCGGACCGUGGCCGACCCUCGGUUAUUCGGUCGCUCAUCACGCCGUUGAUCUUCUGGCCGCAUUUGGCGGCUACGACGCAGAGGUAAACGAUGCCACAAGAAAUGCCGGACGGCUGCUCCGUGGAAAAUGGAUUGAUUUCAUCAACGGUGACGAACCCUGGACUCCUGAUAUGGUCUACUGUAUCGGCCCGGAUGGAAAGAGUGGUCCGGUUCCAGCUGGAGAAAUUGGUCCAAGGAGAAGAUAUGCCAAUUUCGAGAUUCUAAAGCGAAUUGGUAUCGAUUCGCUGACCCACAUAUGGCAACAGCUGUUGCCAACUGAAGGGGUAGACACUGGAGAUUUAUGGAAAUUGUGA